Messenger RNA from Trematosphaeria pertusa, 1680 nucleotides. Its product is annotated as MFS general substrate transporter. Lineage: Eukaryota; Fungi; Ascomycota; Dothideomycetes; Pleosporales; Trematosphaeriaceae. Gene Ontology annotation, biological process: transmembrane transport. The record is from RefSeq and is a predicted model, not a curated record. The transcript is spliced from 3 exons. Gene Ontology annotation, molecular function: transmembrane transporter activity. The coding region runs from base 1 to 1680 and encodes 559 amino acids.
AUGCCACGACCGUCGAACUUGUCGGCCACCACAGCGACCACUGACGACGGAUCACCAACCUCAGGAUCACGACCUUCUGUAGCAACACUGCUCUGCUUCUCCGCCCUUACACUCAGCAUCUUCUUGGUGGCUCUCGACACCGUUCUCAUCCCCACGGCGCUCCCCACUAUCUCCCUCUCUUUCCACAUUCCAGACUCCUUGUACCCAUGGACGGGCUCAGCAUAUCUUCUUUCAAAUGCUGCCAGUAUGCCGUUUUGGGGAAAGCUAAGCGAUGUUUUCGGGCGCAAGCCGGUGAUUCUGAUUGCGAAUUCUAUAUUCCUCGGCGGGAGUAUCGUGUGCGCCGUGAGUAUCAGCGCGCCGAUGUUGGUGGCUGGAAGAGCCGUGCAGGGGUUGGGUGGUGGAGGCGUGAAUGUGCUAGUGUAUGUUUGCGUUGCGGAUCUGUUCGCUAUUCGUGACCGAUCUUUCUACAUGGGGAUCGUAGGUGCCAUGUGGGCUGUCGCGUCCGCAUUGGGUCCCGUGCUGGGAGGCGUUUUCGCCCAGAAGCUUAACUGGAGAUGGUGCUUCUACAUCAACCUCCCACUCGUGUCGAUGUCAAUCAUAAUUCUCUAUUUCACUCUCCACCUUCACAACCCUCGCACGCCUUUCCUCGCCGGGCUCAUCUCCAUCGACUGGCCGGGCACCGUCACCAUUCUCACAGCUACCGUUCUUCUGCUCGUCGGCCUUCAACUGGGCGGCACAUCAUCCUACAGCACCCCCUUGGUUAUCUCCUUCCUAGUCUUCGGUUCGCUCGCGUACAUCCUUUUCCCCUUCACGCAAUGGUGGGACGAGAAGCGCGGUGGCUCGCCCAUCAUGCCACUCCGCAUCUUCCGCGACAUUUCUAACCUCUCGGCCCUCGGUGUAUGCGCGUGCGAUGCGCUCGUAUUUAACUCAGUGGCGUACUUCCUGCCGCUCUACUUCCAGCUCGUCCUCGCGGUUUCCCCUUCCACAUCCGGCCUCUACAUGCUCGCCGUCGCUAUUCCCCUGGCUAUCGUCUCAUUUGCGACUGGCGCCAUCAUCAACAAAACCGGCCGCUACCUAGAAGUCCUCCAAGCCGGUCUCGCGCUCAUGACUCUCGGCGUCGGCCUCCUCAUUUCCUUCACAACCACGCUCGGCCUGGGCAAAAUUAUCGGCGUCCUGAUCGUAAUCGGCAUCGGCUUCGGUCCAAACUUCCACGCCCCGCUCAUCGCGCUGCAAACACGCAUCCGCGAAUCCGACAUGGCGGCCGGCACGUCUGCCUUUGGCUUCGUGCGCAUGGUCAGCGGCGCGAUCGGCGUCGUCGUCGGCCAAGUAGUCUUCCAGCUCCUCAUGCGGCCGCAUCUUGGUUCGUUCUUGGAUGCCGGGCUUUCUGAUAGUUUUGCAGAGGCGUUGGCGGCUGGGGAGGCAAUUUCGGAGGCGAGCAGGGUGGCGCAGUUGUCGAGGGGGCAGAGGGCUGUUGUGAGGGAGGGAAUGAGUGCGGCAUUGAGGGGGACGUGGAUAUUUUAUACGGUUGUGAGUGCAUUGGGGUUGAUGGUUUCUUUUGGUAUUAUGAGGAAGACACUAGAGAGGGAGGGGGCCGGGAAAAGGGGCGGAGAAGUGAGGAGUGUGGGGGAUAAGGAGGCGGAGGUGGAGAGUGGACGGACAGGGGGGGAGGGCGAGAAAUAG